Drosophila guanche is the source of this 390-nucleotide messenger RNA. RefSeq lists its product as uncharacterized. The transcript has 2 exons. Gene Ontology annotation, molecular function: chitin binding. NCBI's taxonomy places the organism in Eukaryota, Metazoa, Arthropoda, Insecta, Diptera, Drosophilidae. Bases 69 to 347 code for a protein of 92 amino acids. The record is from RefSeq and is a predicted model, not a curated record.
UCGAGGCUCGAGUAUAAAAUGUAGAGCAUUCCCAGUUCCAACUCACAUUCGUACGAGUAUCAUUCAACAUGAAAGCCGUAUUCCUUCUCCUGGCCCUGGUUGUGGCUGUCUCCUAUGCAGCCAGCGACUGCAAUCCUGAUGGCAAUGGAAAACCCGACUGCACUGGAAAUGUUGGGAAGAAAUUCCGCAACUUCUGGGACCCCACCCGCUACUGGCUCUGCGCAACCGCUGGUGAGCCCACUGUUGUGCUGUGCGAGGAGGAAGGAGGACUGGGUACUGGAUACGAUCCCGUGACCCAGAACUGCGUUGACUGGUCGGUCUGGGAGUGGUAUGCGCCCUGCCCUUAAACAUCACUGAAAACUAAAAUAAAAGUGUGGAUAGCAAACUGUA